Messenger RNA from Magallana angulata, 1064 nucleotides. RefSeq lists its product as uncharacterized. Gene Ontology annotation, cellular component: plasma membrane. The coding region runs from base 122 to 697 and encodes 191 amino acids. The record is from RefSeq and is a predicted model, not a curated record. Lineage: Eukaryota; Metazoa; Mollusca; Bivalvia; Ostreida; Ostreidae. The transcript has 3 exons.
GAGAUUUAGGCGGGGCUAAUAAAAACUAUCACUGUUGAAUUCCGUUACCCUCGAGCGAGCUUUCUUCACCUGGGUCUCAGUGUGAAGAACUAUAAUAGACAGCAACUGCCCUAAAUAUAUCAUGGCGAUCGGAGAGACGUUUUCUUCCUCCACAGUGUUUCUGAAAAUCUGCUUGGUGCUGACUCCAUUGCAAACCCUUCUGUACCUGAUAGGAUUUUCCAGCUACCACUGGGUCACCCGGAUAAUAUCCAUUAACCCCUAUGAGGCUACUGGGAUAAUUUUAGGGACUCUGCGCACCACCCAGGGGCUAUGGGGCGGUUGUAUACAGGAUGAAUGCAGUACCGCCGACAUAGAGGAUGCAUCAGAAAUUCUACACGUGACAAGACUGUUUGCAACGCUUGCUCUGAUCGGGUUUGUGGUGACCACUGUUGGUGUGUUUGUCUGUCUGUUCGUGACACAUCUAUCACAGAGGCGGAUCCUACACAUUUUAACGUUAAUGGUGGCGACUGUAACAGGUGUGUCUGUGUUGAUUGCAGUGUUGAUAUACGGGUCACAGUACAAUAACCCCGAAACCAUCCGAAUAACCGUAAGCGUGGAUCUUGAUUGGUCAUUUGGCCUGUGUGUGGCCGCCCUUGUUCUGGAUAUUAUCACCACCAUUUUGCUUGUUUUAAACGUGGUCAAGAAACCCAGGCAAUGAUCACAGAAGAAGACACGCAGCAUAAUCAAAUUCUUCGCCGUUUUUUUCUCUCUCCCAUAACUGAUGUAACUUUAUGAAUGUCUAUCAUUAUAUCAUCCCUGUUUUUGAGCUAUAAUUCAUUAUAUUACAAAGUGUGCGUAUUGACCGUUUUAACCAUUUAUAUCUAUGAGAAAUAAAAAAUAUACCUCCAUUUGAAGAAAUACUCUUUUAAAGAAAAUUGUGCAGAGAGAGAAAGAAAUAAUUUGAACACUCAUUUCUUUACAUUAAAUUAUUUGCAUAUACAUAUACUACCGAGUAAUUGUUAACACACUUUGCAUGCAAAUAAAAAAUCAAUUGGAUUGAAAUAAAAACUUUCUGCAUAUAAAAA